Seriola dumerili (greater amberjack) is the source of this 4696-nucleotide messenger RNA. RefSeq lists its product as uncharacterized. The transcript is spliced from 22 exons. Gene Ontology annotation, molecular function: RNA binding; zinc ion binding. Gene Ontology annotation, cellular component: nucleus. The record is from RefSeq and is a predicted model, not a curated record. Lineage: Eukaryota; Metazoa; Chordata; Actinopteri; Carangiformes; Carangidae.
AGGAGCCCACGUGUUUCAUCUGAAGCCGCUCCGUGUUUGAUUCAAGGAAACGCCGCGAGCGUUUCUCCACAGCUUCAUCCCGUCAUGUCUCACAAGUACCCGUACAGACGGACGGCGUCUGACACUGACCUCAGACCUGAUCCUGGACCUUACAGCUCCUCGGACCUCCGUCACGCCUCACCGGGCCACAACUUUUACAGUCCGCCUCCUCAGGAGUCCCACCCCUCGUCCUACCGGUCGUCUUCGUCCUCCAGAGGCUCGGCUCAGUGGUCGCAGGACGGCGCUCUCAGCAUCCUGAGUAGCUGCGGUCUGGAGCCCAGCGACCUGUCUCUGCUGGCCGAGCUGCCCGAGGACGUCCUGACCGUGGAGUCCCUGCCUCAUGUCCUCAAACAGAUCAAAGGAAAGAGAGGGACCAUCAAACCUUUCCCUCCCAACGCUCCUCCCUCCUCUUCCUCCUCUUAUCCUCCCAGCUCCACCCGUCAACCCGCCGCUACCUCCUCCAGCGGAGACUGGGACCAGCUCCACAGCCAGCCGGUCCAGUACCCACUGGACCAGGUCGCUCCCAGUUAUCUUCCAUCUGAGCAGGUCCAGGACCGCUGGGGGAAUCCCAGAACCAGCAGCUCUGUGAGAGCAGACCAUCAUCCACCAUCAUCAUCAUCAGCUUCAUCUUCAUCCUCCAUGUACGUGGUGGACUUCCACCACAGACCCGGACCCUCUGUGUACGGUAAGGCCGGCAGAGCCACGAGCUCAGCUUCCUCUCAGGACCGAGCCUCUUUCAGGUCGCCAGGACAGGGACAAAGAACUCGUCCUUCCCAUUUCUCCGAGCGCAGAUCAGCUGAUCACAGGUCAGCUGAUCACAGGUCAGCUCCUCAACCUCGGGGGGGCCACCGCCGGUCUGAAACCUCUUCCAUCAGGAGCAGCCGGCACGCUGCAGCCGCCUCCAUGCCCUCCCCCAAAGAAACUCUGGACUUCCACGGGACGUCCCCUCAGGUGUUCCCGUACUCGUGCUCUCUGUGUGAUAUCACUGUGCUGUCAGAGAGGGUUUGGAUUAAACACAUCAACGGCACGCAGCAUGCAGACGGACAGCUCGGCCUGCUGCAGCAGUUUCCUAACUGGGACUGUCGCAUGGAGACGGUCAACAGGGCCGACAACCAAUCAGAGAAGAGGAAGGAUGAAGAAAAAGCCGCCCGGCCGCCACAGACAGCCAAUCAGAGCCAAAGUAAAUGACCUCAUUGUGCAUCAGCGUCAGAGAAAGGGAAAGUGGUGUGUGUGAAGUUUCCCGCUCAGUCUGUGGACGAGACGUACCUGAGGAAACUGACAGAGCCGUUCGGAAAGAUCGUCAAGAUCCUCAUGUUUCCAUCUCUGGCGUUCGUGGAGCUGGGCUCCGUGGAUCAAGCCAAGGACUUGGUGAAGUUCCACGUCAACUAUCCUCCGACGGUGAACGGAGAGCAGAUCGAGUUCAGCAUCUCCAACACCUUCAACUUCCUCCAGAGUUCUCAGGUGGUGAGCUUCACUCCGGCGCCGACAGGAGGAGACGGCCAAUCGGAUCUGAUCAGCGUCAUCAAACGCUUCGGCCCACCGCUCUACACUCUGUUCCUGCCGUCUAUAGCAUUUGUGGAGAUGAAAAAUGCUCCUGACGCUCAGAAGCUGGUGGAUUAUUAUUCCUCCAACACUCUGAGGAUCAACAGCGACUUCCUCAAAGUUUCCUUCUCCGGAGAAUACAAGAGCCUCAUGCGGGUAGCGUCAGCCAAGAGGUAUGAGGAAGAAGAGGAUGCGCCCCCAACCAAGAGGAGGAGGACCAGCAGAGAGAGGAGAUCCAGGUCCAGAUCCAGAGAUAAAUCCAGCAGAGACAGAAGGACCAGGUCCAGAUCCAGAGAUAAAUCCAGCAGAGAGAGGAGGACCAGGUCCAGAUCCGGAGAUAAAUCCAGCAGAGAGAGGAGGACCAGGUCCAGAUCCGGAGAUAAAUCCAGCAGAGAGAGGAGGACCAGGUCCAGAUCCGGAGAUAAAUCCAGCAGAGAGAGGAGGACCAGGUCCAGAUCCAGAGAUAAAUCCAGCAGAGACAGAAGGACCAGGUCCAGAUCCAGAGAUAAAUCCAGCAGAGAGAGGAGGUCCAGGUCCAGAUCCAGAGAUAAAUCCAGCAGAGAGAGGAGGACCAGGUCCAGAUCCAGAGAUAAAUCCAGCAGCGGGUCGUCCAAGCAGAACAGGUCCAGAGAAAAGACGGAGGAACCAGAGAAACCAGACUCUGAGUCCAGGACUGAUCCUGAACCAGCUCCGGUCAGAGACUCCAAACCUGAGACUGCAGAGAACGAGCAGAGUGAAGAAGAAGCAGAGUCGUCUGCGGAUGACAGCGACAUUGAGGGGAUGGAGGUGAUCGGAGAGGACGGAGAGAAUCUGGAAGAGGAAGACGCGGAACAUCUGGAUGAUGCUGAGGAGGAGGAGGAAGAAGAAGAGGAGGCGGAGGCGGCUGUGGAGGGAAACAGUGGAUCAGCAGAAAGACGAGACUCACCUGAAGAAGAGAAAGAGAAGGAAGUGAAGGACGGAGAGACUGACAAUCAGGAGAAACUAGUGACGGAGGAGGAGAAAGAGAUAAAGGAGGACGAGGAGAAAAAAGAUGAGGAAUCAGAAACCACCAGAGAACCAGAAGAGGCAGCAGAGACUCAGGAUGAAGAGGAGGAACCAGGUUUCCCAGUGGACCUGGAGGACUGCAUCAUUAUGGAUGAAGUGGAAGAGGACCAGUCUGAUGACCCAGACGUCACAGAUGAACCUGAGGUCAGAGGUCAACCUGAGCCUCCGUCCACCAGAGUGGUUUACUUCACCAACCUGCCGCAGCGUUUCUACACCGACGCCGACUUCGUCAAACUGGUCAGAGGUUUCGGGACGGCGGCACGUUACUUCCUGAUCCGCCGACGCCGAGAGGGUUUCAUUGAGAUGUCGAGACCGUCAGAAGCUCUGAGAGCGGCUCGGGAGCUCAGCUGUAAACCCGUCGUCUUCCACGGCUCCAAACUCAUCGUCCGCAUCUCCCACAAAUACCACAGACUCAUCAACGGGUGGGAGGUUGAGUCGGACGAGGAUGAAGAGAAGAGGAGCGAGCGCCGGAGUCGAAGCAGCAGCAGGAGGAGGAGCGAGAGACGAAGCAAAUCCAGAACGUCGGACAGAGACGAGACCUGCCGCCAGUCUGAGGGCAGGAGAGAGUCGGAAUCCAAGAGGUCAACAGAGAGGGAGUCCGUGUCCAGAGAGAGUCCAGAGCAGGACGUCACAAACACACCAGAGACAGAAUCAGCUGCUAGAGAGACUCCAGAGGGAGAGUUGGCCAAUAGCAAAAGUCCAGUAAAGGAGUUUCCCACCAAAACCACAUCAGAAAAAACCUCGAGAACGACACCAGAUAAAGAGUCAGGAUCCAAGAGGUCUACAGAUAAAGACUCAACUGAUAUAAACUCUUUAGAAAAUGAGUCGGUCUCCAGAGGGAGUCCAGACAAGGAAUCAGCCAAUAACAAGACUCCAGGAAAGGGGUUUCCCGCCAAAACCACAUCAGAAACAGAAACCUGUAGAACGACACCAGAUAAAGAGUCAUCCAGUCAUAAAACCAAAGACGAAGACUCGGUGUCCAAAAAGACUCCAGAGGAGGAGCAGCUGCCAAAGACGAGUCCAGAGCACGGGAACGAGUCUGAAGGAACCCUGAAGGAAGAUCUGGAGGUGAAGGACGGAUCAGCUGAUCAGGGUCCUCAGACAGAGGAGGGAUCAGCUGAUCGGGGUCCUCAAACAGAGGAGGGAUCGGCUGAUCAGGGUCCUCAUACAGAGGAGGGAUCAGCUGAUCGGGGUCCUCAUACAGAGGAGGGAUCAGCUGAUCGGGGUCCUCAUACAGAGGAGGGAUCAGCUGAUCGGGGUCCUCAGACAGAGGACGGAUCAGCUGAUCGGGGUCCACAGACAGAGGACGAAUCAGCUGAUCGGGGUCCUCAGACAGAGGACGGAUCAGCUGAUCGGGGUCCACAGACAGAGGACGGAUCAGCUGAUCGGGGUCCACAGACAGAGGAGGGAUCAGCUGAUCGGGGUCCUCAGACAGAGGAGGGAUCAGCUGAUCAUGGUCCUCAGACAGAGGAGGGAUCAGCUGAUCAUGGUCCUCAGACAGAGGACGGAUCAGCUGAUCAGGGUCCACAGACAGAGGAGGGAUCAGCUGAUCGGAGUCCAGAGAAGAGUUCAGAUGGACCAGAUUCUGCUGCAGAUCCUCCAAAACCACAAACCCAACAGAAACCCGAUGAUGACGAGCGUCUCCAGGACUUGGAACAAAAGCCUGUACCUGCAGGGGGCGCUGCAGAACCAGAGAGACCCACCAAACCUGUCGGAACAGAGUUCGUUCGGCCGGUCGUCGGUUACUUCUGUCACCUGUGUCAGGUGAUCUACGCCGACGAGGACGAAGCCAAGCUGCAGCACUGCAGCAGCCCGACGCACUACAGGAAGUACCAGGAGAAGACGGGGAAGGAUCCGUGGACGAGCUGAAUCUGUUCAACAGUGAAAAAACAUCAGACACUGAAACUAAGUCGAAUUGAUUAUGUUUACAAUUAGUUAUCAGUUUUAAAGACUACAUUACCCAGAAGUCCUGAGCAGUGACGUCAGACUGUGAGCAAAAUGUCUGAUUGUUUUUGUUUACUGACACUUAGGCAGAGUAGAGGGUUUAAAACCGAUUUAAAAAUUAAAGCUG